Molecule: messenger RNA, 1395 nt
Organism: Anas platyrhynchos (mallard)
Lineage: Eukaryota; Metazoa; Chordata; Aves; Anseriformes; Anatidae
Source: RefSeq, a predicted model, not a curated record
UCCGGUUACCAGCCGCCUCCUCCAGCUGCCCCCAAAGGCAGGCAAAGUCACCUCACGGUGCCUGUGCUGGGAACUGUGGGGAAACAGAGGGGAUGAGAUUGACGGGGUUUUUGUUGGAGUGAAGGACGCCGCGUGUCUGCCUGAGCCAUGGCGUUGCUGUGCUACAACAAGGGCUGCGGGCAGAGGUUUGAUCCCGAGCACAACGCCGAGGAUGCCUGCCUGUACCACCCUGGCGUCCCCAUCUUCCACGAUGCCCUGAAGGGCUGGUCCUGCUGCAAGAAGCGCACGACGGACUUCUCCGAGUUCCUCUCCAUUCAGGGAUGCACAAAGGGGUUCCACAGCAAGGAGAAGCCCCCUGAGCCUCUCCAAGAGGAGAGCUCGGACAAGGCGAAGGCCAAGCCAGUGGCGGAAUUCAUCAUCCAAGGACCAAAAUCAGCUGAGAUGAUGCAGCGGGAAAGACCAAGCUCUGAUGAGCCACGACAACUGCUGCCAAUUAAAGUAUCCAGGUCUCUGGAGCAGGCGCUGGAGAAACUGAACCUGUCCCCCCACGACAAGGUGCCCGAGGGCAGCUGCACAGGGGAGGCGGCAGCGCAGGUGAGAGCUGGCACCACCUGCAAGAACGCAGCCUGCAAGGCGGUCUACCGGGGUGCAGAGAGCAACGCAGAGGUUUGUACCUUCCACCCUGGCGUUCCUGUCUUCCACGAGGGGAUGAAAUACUGGAGCUGCUGCGGGGUCAGGACCACCGACUUCAGUGCCUUCCUGGAGCAGCCGGGCUGCAGCACGGGGCGGCACUGCUGGACGGGGAAGGCGGACAAGAAGGCGGUGUCGUGCCGACAGGACUGGCACCAAACCAGCAGCCAAGUGGUGGUGACAAUCUAUGCCAAGAACCCCCUGCCCGCCCUCAGCAGUGUGAAGGCCAACCGCACCGUGCUUGAGGUUCACGUCAUCUUUGAAGGGAAUAAGAUUUUCCAGGCAGAACUCGAUCUCUGGGGGGUCAUUGAAACGGAGAAGAGCUUUGUGAGCAUGGUCCCUACCAAGGUGGAGAUCACGCUCUGCAAAGCCAGCCCGGGACCCUGGGCCAGGCUGGAGCACCCCCAGAGCAGGGCGUGCUCCCAGGGGGAACCGGAGAAGGCGGCUGCCAGCACGGAGGAGCUAGAGGAGGACUCUGACGACAGCCUGAGCUGGUCAGAGGAGGACGACGAGGAGCUGGAGGCACUCAGCAGCACGGCAGCCGCUCAAGGGCUUUGACAGCGGCCCUGGAGGAGCAGCCCCGACCCAGAGCAGUGUGUAACCACCCUCGGCUCACAGGGGGCAAGCAAUAAAAACACAACACGCCAUAGCUCCGUGUACACAGCUGAGACGGGCUCAGAGACAGGCAGACUGCUUUUAACCUUU